Daphnia carinata is the source of this 1143-nucleotide messenger RNA. It is a transcript of the gene qm, whose product is annotated as terpene synthase-like. Lineage: Eukaryota; Metazoa; Arthropoda; Branchiopoda; Diplostraca; Daphniidae. The record is from RefSeq and is a predicted model, not a curated record. Gene Ontology annotation, biological process: isoprenoid biosynthetic process. The transcript is spliced from 8 exons. Bases 214 to 1143 code for a protein of 309 amino acids. Gene Ontology annotation, molecular function: prenyltransferase activity.
GUCUGCUAUAGUUUUUCCUUCGUCAGCUAAAACGCUUCCGAAAAGAAUUAGCGAAAUUUUUUCUUCGUCUUGUACCGUUUUUAUAAUCGACGAUAUUUGUCGAUCAAACAGAGGCUAAAGUGAUAUAUUAUCUUGGAAUCAGUGAAAUUUUGACGUUUGGCCAUCGAAGAAUACAAAUAGCAAGAGGAAGCAUUAACAUCAAGUUCGACGAAAAUGGCUGGGGAGAAAACCAAUGGAUCUUACACCAAUAUCCCUUACAGUAAAUCUGGAGACCGCUCCCAAGAUGAGAUAUUGCUGCAGCCAUUCACCUACUUAUUGCAAGUACAGGGGAAGCAGAUACGAGUUAAACUAUCCCUUGCCUUCGACUACUGGCUUCAGAUCACUCCAGAAAAACUUAACAUCAUAAAUGAUGUUGUUCAAAUGUUGCACAAUGCUAGUCUUUUAGUUGAUGAUAUUGAAGAUAACUCCAUUCUCAGAAGGGGGAUUCCAGUUGCCCACUCCAUCUAUGGAGUAGCUUCAACCAUCAACUCUGCCAACUAUGUCUACUUCUUGGGUUUGGAAAAAGUUUUGGCCCUUAAUCAUCCACAGGCGACUGAAGUAUUCUGUGAACAAUUACUCGAACUUCACAGGGGGCAAGGAAUGGAAAUAUAUUGGAGGGACAGCUAUAUAUGUCCAACAGAAGAAGAAUAUAGACACAUGAUUGUGCGAAAAACAGGAGGCUUGUUUGGUUUGGCUGUUCGUCUGAUGCAACUCUUUAGUUCAAAUGCGGUCGAUAUGAACCCACUAAUGGCCAUCUUGGGACUGUACUUUCAGAUAAGAGAUGAUUACGCAAAUCUGAACUUGAAAGAGUAUGCGGAAAACAAGAGCUUUUGCGAAGAUUUGACUGAGGGAAAAUUUUCCUUUCCGGUGAUCCACGCUAUCCGAAGCCGACCUGACGAUCAACAGAUCAUCAAUAUCCUAAGGCAACGCACCAAAGAUAUGGACGUGAAAAGAUAUUGCGUAUCCCUUUUGGAGAAGUUUGGCUCGUUUGAAUACACGCGCCAGACGCUGAUCCAGUUGGAUCUGGACGCCCGACGGGAGAUUGAAAAGUUGGGUGGGAAUCCAAUCCUGGAGCGGGUGCUUGACGAGUUGAAAAACUGGUGA